GAAACCAGGUAGUUAAACGCGAUGUGAAUACAACCAGUCGAUAAUGAAAUAGUCAGGACGGAGCAUUAAACCACUUUUGCACACUAUUAUACGUUUGAAUGUUUCAAAUGGAAAACAUGAUGAUGAUGAUGAAAAUCGCUGUACUUUGUGUUAUUAUUCUGGCAAUGCCAGAUAUUGUGACCGGAUAUCCAUCGGGGGCGCCCUCAGGCGCGUGCGAAUCGAUGACGCCAAAUCACGGAGCACCAGCAUCGGUCCCACCCGUUCCAUACACGCUGACAGUUUCCUCGACCACCUACAAUUGCGGUGACGUCAUAACGGUGACGUUAGCGAAUGCAACCAGCGGUGAUACGUUCAAGGGCUUCCUGUGCCAGGCACGACCCGAUGUCAACAGGUCCUCAACCGUCGGCAAGCUGGCGGCAAGUGGGGCCCUGGCUGCUACCACCAACUGCGGCGAUGGAGCAAUCACGCAUUCGGAAAGCAGCGACAAAAUAUCGGCGGUGUUUACGUGGACUGCAAGCGGAGAUAAUCCAACAGUCAAUAUUGUUUGCACGGUGGUCAAGGCGAAAACGACCUUCUGGGUUAAAGGCGUUCGGCAACCAAUAACAUUUUCUGGUACUACUGGGACAUGCUCGAAGGCGAUGGGGUCAAGAGGUUCCGGGUUCUUAGUGCUCGUUCUCUCCAUCCUUGUUGCUCUUCAAUGGAAGCUCACUGUCGCUUAACACGAGAACUGAUGUCAGGAAGCUACGAAAGUCAUGAUUUCUCCUUCAUGAUUUUGACUUCACGAUUUCACUUUAUCAUGAAAGCACGCCUUCACGAACUUGCGUUUUCAACUUCACGAAUUCACGACUGUAUCUUUACGAAUUCACGAUUUCACGCUUUCAACUUAACGAAUUUUCGUUAUAACUUCACAAUUACGCGAUUUUAACUUCACUAAUUCGCAAUUAUAACUUCACAAUUACGCGAUUUCAACUUCACGAAUUCGUGAUUAUAUCUUCACAAUUUCGCGAUUUUAACUUCACAAUUUCGCGAUUUUAACUUCACGAAUUCGCAAUUAUAACUUCACAAUUUCGCGAUAUUAACUUCACGAAUUCACGAUUACGCGAGCUUACGAUUUCACGCUUCCGACUUCACAACUUUACGAUUUCACGAUUUCGUGAAUAUCAUGCAGGAGAAAUCAUGAAAUAUGGAAAUGUCACCACCGGUCUUUCGUAGGAAGCCUUAUGGACUUUCAAAAAGAAAUUCAACCUUGUUGAAUGAAAUAGCAACAUCUCCUUGGACACCAAUAUAUUUGUAAUUGUAUGAAAGAUAAUAGACGGGCCCCAAUUUCUCGAAACUUCUUAAGUCCCUUUUAACAGGAUUAAGCUAAACUCACUAUUUUUGUUUUUAAAUAAUUUGUAUAAUAUUUACUUCUUUGAGAGUUUUUAUACUUAAGAUAGGAAUUAUCUAUAUGCUAAUUACAUUCAACCAUUUUUCAUUUAUCAAAAUUCAAUUAAAGUAUGUAUUUUGGCUAAUUGAAAUAAGCGACUUAAGCCUGUUAAGCUUAAGAAGUUUCGAGAAAUUGGGGCCGGAAGUGUAUUUAGUCACUAAUAGAUUAUUAGAACAAUAGUUGUAUCUGAUAAAAUAAAAUUGAUAACAAUA
Mya arenaria is the source of this 1638-nucleotide messenger RNA. RefSeq names its product putative defense protein 3. NCBI's taxonomy places the organism in Eukaryota, Metazoa, Mollusca, Bivalvia, Myida, Myidae. The record is from RefSeq and is a predicted model, not a curated record. The coding region runs from base 99 to 719 and encodes 206 amino acids. The transcript has 4 exons. Gene Ontology annotation, molecular function: oxidoreductase activity, acting on metal ions.